CGAGACCCCGAGAGCGGAGAGCCUGGCCCGGGGUUGGCGUCACCAGAUAACCCCGCCCACAUGAUCCUCCCCCACGUACUCACCACCCCCCACUGUAUAUUCCAGCACGCGCGACUUGCUUCACUUCACCACGUUCACGUAGCCUGCCAGCCCGCCCGGUGUCAUGGCGCAACGCGAGGCGCGUGCCGGUGCGGCCGAUAAGGCGGCGGCCGGCGGCGGGGCGGGGCACGUCACGCUGGAGAUGGGCGGCGGCGUGGGGGAGCUGCGGGCGGAGCAGAGGGCAACGACGACGACGUGGGCGUGCGGGGCGGUCGCGGCGGCCGUGGUGGGCGUGGGGCUGGCGGGUGCCGGCGUGCUGGUGUGGUGGGCGCUGGCGUUCCACCCGGCGCGCCAGCAGCUCUGGAUGGUGCCCGUCGGCCUCGUCCUCCUCGGCACGCCGCUCCUCGCCUGGCUCUCCAUCUUCGCCUCCGACGCGUGCCGCUGGUUCGGCCGCCUCCGCGACCACCAGCCGCCGCUCGUCCGCCCAGCUCCGGACCCGGAGCGAUGACGAUGAUGGUCCGUGCGUGGCCGAGAGUUGCAGAUUCGAUAGAGGCUCUGGGCCUUGCCUUGGGUGUACAUUUUUUUUCCCUCUCCGGUCUCUUCUUUUGUUCCCCUGUUCUUGUGUGAAUCGGAACGAACAACAUCUUGCUGCUAAUAGCACAACUAGGCAAAAGUGUUGUAAAUUGCAAGAUGCUUUCUUUGAUCGGUUGCUUGGAUUUUGCAUAGUUGGCAUGCAACAUGCAUGCUGAGCCGUUUGUAGAACGCGGGGGUUUCCAUUUGAAUACGAAAUUCAGAUGUAGUAGAAUUUUACACCUGAUGAACAUGAAAACAUCCCAGUGAAUUUCCGCGUUCCA
This is a messenger RNA of Sorghum bicolor (sorghum), 893 nucleotides long. RefSeq lists its product as uncharacterized. Lineage: Eukaryota; Viridiplantae; Streptophyta; Magnoliopsida; Poales; Poaceae. The coding region runs from base 164 to 547 and encodes 127 amino acids. The transcript has a single exon. The record is from RefSeq and is a predicted model, not a curated record.